CGGCACUAGGUAAAGGACAGCCAGCCACGCCACUGGCUUUAGCCUAAAACCUUCCCACCCAAACCCCGGAGGUACACUGCCAGUUUUCCAGUGGCAGCAUGGACAUCAAGGAGUAUUUUGCCAGAAUUUCUUACCAGGGCUCCUACGAUAAGCCGGACCUGGCUACCUUGACAGAGAUAUUCCAGCACCACAUCCGAGCAGUCCCUUUUGAAAACCUCAGCAUCCACUGUGGAGAAAGCAUUGAGCUGGACCUGGAAGCGACUUACAACAAGAUAGUGAGGAAGAAACGAGGGGGCUGGUGCAUGGAAAACAACCACCUCUUAUCUUGGGUCCUAAAAACCCUUGGCUAUGAGAUCACCCUUCUGGGAUCAAAAGUUUAUAUCCCGGAGCACAACGCCUAUGCAGAGGAGAUGGAUCAUCUGCUGCUCAGAGUGCAGCUUGGUGACAAAUCCUACAUCGUGGAUGGUGGGUUUGGGAUGGCCUACCAGAUGUGGCAGCCAAUGGAGCUGGUUUCAGGGACAGACCAGCCGCAGACUCCCGGGGUCUUUCGCUUCGUGGAGGAGAGUGGGUUCUGGUACCUCGAGAAGGUGAAAAGGAAGCAGUGGGUUCCCAACCAAAGCCUCUCCACUUCCCAUAAUGUGGAUAAAGAAGUUUGCCGGCGGGUUUAUCUCUUCACCCUUGAGCCACGAGACAUCGAAGAGUUCAGAGCCUGCAAUGCCCGCCUGCAGACCGCGCCGGACUCGCUGUUUGUGACCAAGUCUAUCUGCAGCCUGCAGACAUCUGCUGGUGUCCGGGCUCUGGUGGGGUGGAAACUCACUGAGAUAACGUACAAUUACAAGGAUAAUAUGGAUCUGGUGGAAAUCAGAAUCCUUGCAGAUGAAGAAUUGGAGAAAACACUGAGAGAGAAAUUCAGUGUAACACUAGACAAGAAAUUUGUACCUGUCAAUACAAGCAGGUUGUCUCUGUUUUAAGUCACUGUCUGAAUGAUAAUUAAAUCCAGUGGCAUUACAUUCAAUCCUUCCCCUUAUUUCUAAACAGCAUCUAAAGGUUAAGCUUUCUCUUUCCAUCUACACCAGCGUAAAGCAGAACACAUUAGCAUGAAUCUGGAAAAGAAAUUGAUUUUCACAACUGCUCCUGCAUCUCUUUUUGGUUUGGGUACAAAUAAUUCCUUCCUAGCUCAAUCAAAUCACUCCCUUUCUGUUUGUGCUUAGCUGGAAGCAGGCUCUGCCCAUUUCCUACUUCUUUCAUCUCUUAAAAGCCUUUCCAAAUACAUCCAGAGUAGCAGGGCAGAGCGACGGAGCUGUAUGUCUCUUUCUUUAUUACUUUGUGCUGCCACCAGGGAAAAAUAUAUGCACCUCUUAACUGAAUACCAUAUUAUUUUUGGAAUUUAACAGCCAGAAAAACAAAGCCAUUCUCUGAUGAGUUAGCUACAGUCAGCCAUAAGCCUGUUCUUUUUGCUCUGGCAUUCACAGCAGCCUCUCAGGCAGCUGUUGGGCAGCCCCACGCCUGUGUCUUACUGUGCAAAUACUUACGGACUGGCUAUUUAUGGCCUCAGACUGACGAUGAGAAAUAGGAGUGGACAAUAGUGUUUUGUUUCAGAUUCCACACAAUCCCUGUUCUCUCAGUGAUAUAACCAGCAGCAGUAUUUCUUUGAACUGAAAGAAUCUCCCAGCCAUGGUGUUUGUUCCCACCCAGUAGCAGACUGCUGGGAAUACAUGCUCCUCUUGCAAGACUUGACUCCAAGUGUUAAUACACAUUAAUUACCCUGGCUGAACACAAACACACACACAGAAUUCUUUUUCUGAAACAUAUCUGUUCUACUUAGGAUUGUGCUGGCAGUGAUACUAAUUAUAUUGAUAUAAGGAGAAAUGAUGAAUCUUAAUCAGAUACCUAAAGGCUAAGAUUUUUAGCAUGAGAAAUUACUCAAAUGUAAUCACUUUGCCCUUUGAGAUGAUGCUUGAUGUUCCUUUAUGUACAAAUCAUGGAAACAUUAUAACUAUGCACUCAUAACUAAGUAAACUAUAUAAGUGACUUACAACUAAAUAAAAAAAAUAAAUAAUUUGAGAAUUGUAAAGUAGAAGUAUUAAUCUGUUUUUUUCCAAAUUAUAAUGUGUAUCCCCAAAGUAAAAAAUGUCAUUAACCACU
Molecule: messenger RNA, 2145 nt
Organism: Apus apus (common swift)
Lineage: Eukaryota; Metazoa; Chordata; Aves; Apodiformes; Apodidae
Product: arylamine N-acetyltransferase, pineal gland isozyme NAT-3
Exons: 2
Coding region: 99-971 (290 amino acids)
Molecular function (GO): acetyltransferase activity
Source: RefSeq, a predicted model, not a curated record